Messenger RNA from Trachemys scripta elegans, 447 nucleotides. Its product is annotated as chelonianin-like. NCBI's taxonomy places the organism in Eukaryota, Metazoa, Chordata, Testudines, Emydidae. Bases 1 to 447 code for a protein of 148 amino acids. The record is from RefSeq and is a predicted model, not a curated record. Gene Ontology annotation, cellular component: extracellular region. Gene Ontology annotation, molecular function: serine-type endopeptidase inhibitor activity. The transcript has 4 exons.
AUGACGGGGCGCACUGCCUCGGCACUGAGUUUUCAGUAUUGCUUGUCGCUAAAUGACGUCAAUCAGUGUUACAAUCCCGGGCCCUUGUUCGCUCUCAGCGAGAGGCUGGGUUCCUUCAAAGAUUUCCCCCUUUCCUCCUCUGCAGUUAAUGACGUUUGCAAACUCCCUGUGGAUUCUGGCUCAUGCUUUUCCUACGAGACCCGCUACUUCUACGACUCGGUCACCAAGAAGUGUAGGGCGUUCACUUACGGCGGCUGCGAGGGCAAUGGGAACAGGUUUGCCUCCAUCGACGAAUGUCUCAGGACCUGCGGAAGCGCAGAGAAACCUGGGUUCUGCCCCAAGACAACCGGAGGGCUCUGCAUUCUGGGCUGCAACGAUGAUGACGACUGUGCUGGAGCAGAAAAGUGCUGCAGUAAUGGGUGUGGCCNCUGCCCAUCUGUCCCCUGA